AGCUAGACUUUACAGAGCGAACUUGGCUCUUGGCACUCUGCUGCAUUUGGUCCGUGCCCAACUUUGCAGCUCUCAUGAGCCACCUAGAAGGUGCUAAAACAGUUGCCGGAGCCCUGGCCUGGGCUUCAGCCUCCCCCUGGCAUCUCACUCCGAGACACUGACUAACGUAGCUUUCCCAGAAUCACAGCGAGAGCUCUGUCUCUCUAUCUCUGAUUUUCUCUGUGUAUCUCUCUUUUUCUGUCUCUGUCUCUCUGAAUCGUCUCUAUUUCCCUCCUUGUUUGACUGAUGGUCGCUCUCUAGCCCUGUCCGCCUCUUUUUGUUUGUCUGUUUAUAAUUCUUUUUCCUAUCCUCUUUCUUUCUUUCCCUGUCUCUGUCUUGGUCUAUAGCUCUUCUUCUUUUUUUCUUUUCUUUUUUUUUCUAUUUCUGCUUUCUGAUUCCUCGUUUUUGUCUUUUUCUCUGUCUUUCUCCACCUCUUUCCCUUUUUCUGUCUUUCUGUUUCUUUUUGACUCUGUCACUCUGUUUCUGUCUCUUUCUCCCUUCCCUCCCUGUUCCUAUUUCCUUAUCUAUUCCUUUCAUCCCUCUCUCCCUUCCUUUCCCGUACUGUCUUGCUUCUCUCAGAUUUUCUGCCCAGAGGUUGUUUUUUUUUCACUCUCCUUUUUCCAGUCCCUCCUCCUCUCUUUCCCCCUUUCUUCCUCUCGCCCCCUCCUCUUCCCUCACCCUCCUCCCUCUCUCGCUAGCUCAUAUCCUUGCUUUUUCAGAAGCCAAGAGAGGCCAAAAGACAGGCUGAGCGGUGUAAGGAGGAACAGCCGGGGUAGAGGGAGUAGGAGAGCGAAAGCAGCAGGGAACAAGCUCCAGCGGGUGGGGCAGAGGCGAGAGUUUUCGUGCGGCCAGAGUUUCGUGAAGUACCAACAAUAAAUUCUGCUGACCAGCAUGGCCAGGAAAAGCUUCCUCUCCUCACUUAUAGUGCGACUCUGCAGCAUCCUCCCGUGGCUUUUUGUCCUACAGACUGAAGCUGGGCCACAGCAAGAAGACAGUUUGUACAUGUGGAUUGAUGCUCACCAAGCAAGAGUUCUCAUAGGUUUCGAAGAGGACAUUCUGAUUGUUUCAGAGGGGAAAAUGGCCCCAUUCACUCAUGAUUUCAGAAAAGCUCAACAGAGAAUGCCAGCUAUUCCUGUUAAUAUUCAUUCCAUGAAUUUUACCUGGCAAGCCACAGGGAAAGCUGAAUAUUUCUAUGAAUUCUUAUCCUUACGGUCUCUGGAUAAAGGCAUCAUGGACGAUCCCACCAUCAAUAUCCCAUUGCUUGGGACAGUUCCCCACAAGGCAUCAGUUGUUCAAGUAGGAUUCCCAUGUCUUGGAAAACAAGAUGGAGUUGCAGCAUUUGAAGUGAAUGUGAUCAUAAUGAACUCUGAAGGCAAUAUCAUCCUCCAGACUCCCCAGAAUGCCAUCUUCUUUAAAACAUGUCAACAAGCUGAAUGCCCAGGAGGGUGCAGAAAUGGAGGCUUCUGUAAUGAAAGACGUGUCUGUAAAUGUACUGAUGGAUUCUAUGGACCUCACUGUGAGAAAGCACUCUGCAUGCCACGAUGCAUGAAUGGUGGUCUCUGUGUUACUCCUGGCUUAUGCAUCUGCCCACCUGGAUUCUAUGGUGUAAACUGUGAAAAAGCUAACUGUUCUACAACCUGCUUCAAUGGAGGAACUUGCUUUUACUUAGGAAAGUGUAUUUGUCCACCAGGACUGGAGGGAGACCAAUGUGAAAUAAGCAAAUGUCAGCAAACCUGUAGAAAUGGUGGUAAAUGUAUUGGUAAAAAUAAAUGCAAAUGUUCCAAAGGCUACCAAGGAGAUCUCUGUUCUAAACCUGUCUGUGAGCCUGGUUGUGGAGCACAUGGGACCUGCCAGGAGCCCAAUAAAUGCCAGUGUAGGGAAGGCUGGCACGGACGACAUUGCAACAAAAGGUACGGAGCCAGCCUCAUGCAUGCCCUAAAGCCACCAGUUAUCAAGCACAGACAGCACACGCCUUUACUUAAAAAGGCCGAAGAGAAGCAUGUUCCACCUGAAUCCAAUUACAUCUGGUGAACCCCCAGCAUCUGAAACGUUUUAAAUUACACCAAGUUCAUAGCCUUUGUUAACCUUUCAUGUGUUGAAUGUUAAAAUGCUGUUCAUUACAGGGAAGAAUACUGGCCUGAAUUUUAUUAGCUUCAUUAUAAAUCACCAAGCUGAAUUUCCUUUUAAGUCUUCUAUGUGCUUCUUUAGCAUGAUGGUAUAGGUCUCAUUUCGAUUCUUUUUAACGACAUUUCUAUUAGAAAGUCCAUUGACCAGGUUAAACUUAGCUGCAGAUGAUUUUCCAAAACUGAAAAUGCAAAGAGAAGCUAGGAGAUUGGGGCACAUUAUAGAGGGGCACCCUUGACUUAAAACACACACACAUCAUAGAGAUAGAUUGGGCAAGGCAAUGAUUGCUAUGAUUGGCUACUAUGUUUUGUUCUUUAAAAAAAAAAAACCCUUUAUUAUUUAGAUACAGAUUUAAAUGUCAGUUAUUUAAAUCUAAAAAUCAGAUAUUUAGAUCUAAACAUUAGACAUUUAAAGCUAUGUUACUUUUUAAAGAAAAAUGAGUGAAUGAAGAAAAAAGGGGAAAAAAUGAAUGAAAUUUUUUAAAAUCUUAGCACAAUAUUUUGAUUUUCCUGUUUUUCCUGAAUUCUCAGUAUUAAAAAACAUUCUUUUAAGUCACAUUUAUACAAUAUAAUAUAUUGUAUACAGCAAAGUAGAAAUAUAAUGUAUGAAUUUUUGCAUUGGCUUGAAGCAAUAUAAUAUAUUGUAAACAAAGCACAACUCGUGUAAUAAACUGUAUACUGACUGAUAUGUAUAAAAUAAAGGUGAGGCUUUAAUUUUCUCAAA
Messenger RNA from Antechinus flavipes (yellow-footed antechinus), 2886 nucleotides. It is a transcript of the gene WIF1, whose product is annotated as WNT inhibitory factor 1. The coding region runs from base 931 to 2070 and encodes 379 amino acids. The transcript has 10 exons. The record is from RefSeq and is a predicted model, not a curated record. Gene Ontology annotation, cellular component: extracellular region; cell surface. Gene Ontology annotation, biological process: anatomical structure development. Gene Ontology annotation, molecular function: signaling receptor binding. Lineage: Eukaryota; Metazoa; Chordata; Mammalia; Dasyuromorphia; Dasyuridae.